AUGGCCCGAACAGCAAGAGCGAGAGCGCCGCUCGAGGCCAAGCAGGGCGCUGCUCCUUCCAUUGCUGCCUUUACGCGCGUCUCCAAGAGCCAUGGAUUUCCCGACGCGGCUGCCAAAAAAGCCAUCAUCGCGGCGGACCUGACACCCACGACGCCAUCCAAGAAGCGCAAAGCCGCAUCGCCUUUGGACAACGAUGGCGGCGCAUACAACCGCCGCAAUAUCUCCUUCAGCCCGAGCGACGAGGAAGGAUACGAGACUGCCUGCAUAAACGAACAUGUCGACGUCUCCCAGCGCAAGAAGCGCGACUGCAGACGCCAAGAGCCCACAUUCUCUGCAAAGCCCCAGAAGACACCAGUCAAGCUUGUUGCGGCCCCUACAGCGACCACCAAGGGCAAGCCUGUCGCCAAGACGCCCGUUUCGAGAAAGCAGGCUGCGCAUCGCCCGACCACCUCGACCAUCAUCAGCAAGUCGCGCCAGGACUGCAAGGCUGGCCAGGCCCGGAUCAACUCCUUUUAUACCAAGCAGCAGCAGCCCAGGUCGGCAGCCGACAGUGAACUUGACGCUGCCUUUCCGCCGCACCUUGCCGAGCUGGUCCGUCUGCACCGCGCCUUCCUCACGACGGUCGUCGUGCAGAUGGCGCACACCCGCAGCAACGUGCCCCUCGACAUGCGCGAGCUGGCACCCAACAUUGCACGCGCGUGGCGCAAGCGUCAGGUCACGGUGGAGGAUGUGCGUCGAUGCGUGGCCCUUGAGUCGUCGGAGCGGGACAAGUCGCCAUUUAUCCUCGCCGACUACGGCAACGGCAAGGUGUGCGUGGAGCUGCGUGCGGGAUGCGAUGGUGGCGCCAUUAAUGAGACGCAGCUGUGCAAGCUGUUUGAGGAGAAUCUAAGGAGCCUCUGUACGGAAAAGGCGACGGACCAGAUGGCGGACGUCGAUGUGACUCUCGAGAGUCUCUCGCUGGCGGAGCUUCCCCAAGCCGACUUGACAGACAUGAAGACUGGCGGCAAAACAUUGGCUCUACUAGCCAAGGGACACACAGCACUUUCAGAUCUGAAGAAUGGCAUUGCGGCGAAGCAACAGGAAAAGGAGGUCAAGCAGGCGGCACCGCUCUUGAACCCGGACGGAACCAAGAUGAGCCUCCUCGACCGCCUCCGACACAAGCAGCUGGCCGCCGCCAAUGGGCCGGCUCCGCCAACCGGGCCGGAACUGCAGCGUCGUGCAGCCUUGAACCGAGCGGUGGAUGUGGCGUCCACCAUUUCCAUGCUCAGCCUUUCCAACCCGGCCUCUCUGCCGCGCCAGGCCUUUACCAUGGUCGCCAUUGUCGAGAAGCUACGAGACUCGCUACGCGUGCCCACGUCCAAGGAAGAGGCCAUUGAGUGCAUUCGCCUGAUUGCCAAGGAGAUUGCACCCGAGUGGCUGCGAGUUGUGGCUAUUGGAGGGAGGGAAAAUGUGGUGAUUCAACGAGGCGGCGAGCCGGUCAGCCGCGUGAUUCAGGAACGAGUACAGAAACUCAUGUGA
Molecule: messenger RNA, 1518 nt
Organism: Cordyceps militaris CM01
Lineage: Eukaryota; Fungi; Ascomycota; Sordariomycetes; Hypocreales; Cordycipitaceae
Exons: 1
Coding region: 1-1518 (505 amino acids)
Source: RefSeq, a predicted model, not a curated record